CUUUCAAACAACUUGAGUAUAGAAGGCGUCCCAUCAUCAUUGGUUUUGACAAACUUUGAAGACUUGGCAGAGCCGUGUUUGUUUCUUGGGAUUGGAACAACGGAUGGGGUGUGUUAUGGGUUUAGAAUCAAAGGAAGUGAAGCUGAGGAUUUAUGGGUAAAGACUGUUGGGAGUGAAGAAGUCAAUUUGAGUGAAGUUGAAGUGUUUGGUACUAAGGGGAUAGUUGUUUCGUCGACAACCAUGUUGUUUGUCUAUUCCUAUUUAUCGCGCAUGGAAUUCACACCAAUUUCAUACCAACCAAUUCGCGCAGUAGCUUCGUUUGUGACCGACUUUGCUGGGGACUCUCUUGCUGGUAUUACGGAUGAGAGUAUGGUAGUGAUUUCGUUUGAGUCACUUGAGGACAAAUUCACAACAAUGGACCAACCGCUUUUAUUUACACCUCGAAAGGUUAUUAAGACGAUGGAAUUCCCAACAACAGUGAUUUGUGGCGACAACAGGUGUAAAGUCUAUACCCCACUUCUGAAUGGGGAAAACAAUGAUUUUGAGGAGCGAAAAAUCGGAGUGAAUUUAGAGGAAGACGGUGUGUGGGGGAGUGAGGUUGGAAUAAUCGAACACACUGGAUACAAUUCGUCAAUUAAGACUGAAGGCGCGAUUGUCUGUGGUGCACACGUCUUUUUCAAGACGACAAAGAGAUGCUUUGUGUGUUCACUUGUUCAUGACUACAAAGAGAACACGGGCGAGUGUUGGAUAGUGGUGUAUAAUGCAAUCAAUUUCAACCAAAUCCAUAAGACCCCAGUUGAGUCUGUGUGCCGAGCGCUCUGUGCGUUUGAAGGGAAGUUGCUUGCUGGUAUUGGCACAACACUGCGAAUGUACGAUUUAGGAAAACAGAUAUUGAUUCGGCGGUGCGAGGUCGGUGGGAUCCCUUCCGACAUCAAUGGGAUCAAUGUUUCCAACAACAAAAUAGUGUUGAGCACUGUGGCUUCUGGAUUUGUGUAUGUGGAUUAUGAUGUCGAGGCAAACAUUUUAAAGGUAGUUGAUCAAGAUAAGGUGUGGCACUCACUCACUUCGUCGACAAUUCUCGACGAGCAAACGACCAUAGGCUUUGACAAGUAUGGCAGUUUGUUUAUCACCGAAAUUGAUUGGGAACUUGGGAAUGACGAAGUUGGCUUUUUAGACCGGGUGAAGGAAGUUGUUCAGUGGUAUGUUGGUGAUGUUGUCACUUCUGUUUCUGUGAAUGAGAUCUGGAAAGGGAAUCUACCUGAAGAUGAGCCAACAACAGCAGAGGAAGUACUUCGACAGAAUAAGAAGGUGAUAGUGUAUUCGUGUUUAAUGGGGAGAAUUGGUGUUUUGGUGCCACUGAAUUUCAAAAAUGAGGCGGAGUUCUUUGUGAAUUUAGAAACAAGUAUCAAGAAGAACUUUAAUCCACUGUUGUCGAACAGUUUUGAUAUGUAUAGGGGGUCGUGUUACCCGUCUUUUGGUGUCAUAGACGGCGAUUUAUGUGAUUUUUAUAAUCAAAUGGACGGGAAUCUUCAACAACAAAUAGCAGAUGUGAUUGGUCUUACACCUGUCGAUGUGAAAGUGAAAUGUGACGAUUUCAAACACUCCAAGUUGUGCUAA
Molecule: messenger RNA, 1617 nt
Organism: Entamoeba invadens IP1
Lineage: Eukaryota; Evosea; Mastigamoebida; Endamoebidae
Product: CPSF A subunit region protein, putative
Exons: 2
Biological process (GO): mRNA splicing, via spliceosome
Cellular component (GO): nucleus; U2 snRNP
Molecular function (GO): protein binding; U2 snRNA binding
Source: RefSeq, a predicted model, not a curated record